AUGGAGGAAGAAGUUGCUGCCCUCGUUAUUGACAAUGGAUCCGGUAUGUGUAAGGCCGGUUUUGCUGGUGAUGAUGCUCCUCGAGCUGUCUUCCCUUCGAUCGUCGGCCGUCCUCGCCAUCAUGGUAUUAUGAUUGGUAUGGGCCAGAAGGACUCCUAUGUUGGUGAUGAAGCACAAUCCAAGCGUGGUAUCCUCACCCUCCGAUACCCCAUCGAGCACGGCGUCGUCACGAACUGGGAUGAUAUGGAGAAGAUCUGGCAUCACACCUUCUACAAUGAACUUCGUGUCGCCCCAGAGGAACAUCCCGUGCGUGUGACUGAGGCCCCCCUCAACCCCAAAAUCAACCGGGAGAAGAGGACCCAAAACGGCUUCGAAAAUUUUAAAGCUCCCGCCUUUUACGUUUCCAUCCAGGUUGGUCUCUUUCUCUUCCCCUCCGGGCGUAACCCCAGUAUCGGCCUUGACUCCGGGGACGGGGGCACCCCACGUUGUCCCCCUCUAUGA
Paracoccidioides brasiliensis Pb18 is the source of this 501-nucleotide messenger RNA. Its product is annotated as actin. The transcript is spliced from 5 exons. The coding region runs from base 1 to 501 and encodes 166 amino acids. The record is from RefSeq and is a predicted model, not a curated record.